Messenger RNA from Mycena indigotica, 1578 nucleotides. RefSeq names its product MYND-type domain-containing protein. Bases 1 to 1578 code for a protein of 525 amino acids. The record is from RefSeq and is a predicted model, not a curated record. The transcript has 6 exons. NCBI's taxonomy places the organism in Eukaryota, Fungi, Basidiomycota, Agaricomycetes, Agaricales, Mycenaceae.
AUGACCCGGAGCGCAAUGCACCCCCUCCUCGGUAUCCACGCCCUUGCGAGUCUUUCGAGUCCUGCCCGUCAUCAAGCAGUCAAAGCGGCAAGCGGGUCGCGCGAUGCUUGGAAUGGACUAUACGCGAAACUUCAGAAGAUGGAUGCGGAUACGUUGCAGAAAUACCUCCCCGUUGUCCACGACAACCUCGACCCCGCUCGCAUCCCUGACGACCAAGCAUUGGAGGGGAGGUGCAUGCGGAGCACACACUGGCAUAUAAAACCGGCGUAUGAGUCUCUCAGAAUUCUCCUCCGAGUCGAGCAAAUUCCGGAGGUGGCUGCACUGGACUUGUGGUCGCAUGCCUGGCAGUGGAUAGAGUUUAUGGAGGCACAUGCCACGAGCACGUCGUUGGAAGUAGGAAGCCCCAUAACAGAAGUAUUUGCGACGCUUCUGUUUUGCCUCUCUUACUUCGGCGCGCGUUGCAACGUCGACACGCUGUACAAAGCCGCGCCUAGUCUCCACGGGGUCUUCGCUCGGAUCUGGAUGGCUUUGACUUCGAUGCCAAAUAACCGCUGGGGGUGCCAUAGCACCGAUGGAUUGUGUUUCGUCCUCGCGUAUUACUACAGCGACUGCGACAGCGUGGACCAGCUCAUCGACAACUUCGAGUCCCUGGGUACAUUCGGCUCCAUCGUGCUCAAGCACCUUUCGCAGGUCAUUGAGGGCUGUGCCGAUACAGCUACUGCCUCUAAGGUCAACGCUCAUGCGCACAUGGCCAAACAUCUCGCGGAAAGGGCUUCCGGGGCGCGAGUGUUAGCGGAGACUGGCGGCGUCCCUAUUCUAAUUCGCGCACUCCAUGCAGCAUCUACCAAGUUUCUCGACCUAUUUGAGGGGGAGAAUACUAUAUACGACAUCCUCUCCUGCCUUGUCUUGAUCUUCUCCUCUCGACCAUUCUACCCCGACGUUGCUGUCGCUUUUGAGAACAACCUUAUCCCCGCAAUAAUGGCUUGCGCGAGGUCGCAACGGAUGCGACCACUGUCCCGAGACGCAUUGAACCAACUCAAACUUUUACUAACCAGAACACUGCCCGCGGCAAUGGUCUACUCCUCCGUUGUACGUGCCCUGGCUCAAGGCGAGAAAGCGAUGCUCAGCACAGCGGACUACUGGGAGCCAAUUGGGACCGAUGAACUUCUGGGUACUCCACUACACGAGGAAUAUAAAGGAAUCAUGGUGUUACUUGCCACCCGUCUGUGCGACUAUGACAAAUUCAGGUCGGGGGCGCAUUCGGAGCUUAGGGCUUGCGAUAACCACCUUUGUAACAUCAUUCAACCUACCGCCAAAUUCAAACGAUGUAGCAUGGCGUCAAAACGGACAUCGCACACGAUGCACCCCAUUAUCACAUACUCCCCAAAGUUUCCUGGCAGUUCUGACACCUUGCUGCACAAGCGGGACGACCGCUUCCUGCGGCUGAUCAUCCAGCAACAUUACAUGUGCUCUUCAUUUGAGCUCCUCCAGCAACAACUGGCGUAUAUUCGCGAAACCCGACGGACGGACUUUGUGCUGGAAUUCAUCUAUACUGAGGUAUUUCCCACUUCAACCUAA